AUGGCUGCUGUCGCCCCGAUGGAGGUUUGUAAGGGAGAGGAUAUUCGGCCCAUUCCGCUGGAGUGUGUCCUUUGUCCAAAAAGACCAUCCUUUUCAGACGUGUCGCACCUCUUGACCCAUGUCUCGUCAAAAUCACAUCUGCAUCAGAAGUUCAACAUGGAAUUCAAGGCGAAGACUGAAAUCGGAGCCAGGGAGCGCCUCCGGCGCUAUGAAGAAUGGUAUUCCAUAAACGGGAUCGAGACGCUACUGUCAGACCGGCUUGCAGCCAAGAAUCACAAGACAGCUCGCCGUGGCCGUUCUUCAACAUCAUCAGCAAAGUCACGUCAGUCAACAAGCACUGUCGAUUCUAUAAAGAUGGAUUUCGAUGCAGCAUCGGGAUUUCACACGCCCGACCAUUUUCCUGCGACCGGCCAUUGGAACGCCACUCCGCUUUUUUUCAAUGAUACCCCGAAUACUUCAUACAUGGACGAAUCGGCUUACCAUACGCCAGCUUCGAAUGGACAACAGCCUAGCUAUUUCUUUCAAGAAAAUGCCGCUGUUACCAACUCUGAUAUGAGACACCAAAGCCUCAUGUCUGAUAUAGAUUCAAUCUCUCAUACGGUCGCAUCUGAUUUGGACAGAGCUCUUAGCAUUGACCUACUGGACGAUGACGGGCAGGAAAACAGACUCAAAGGUGUUGUCUGGCCAGGAAUGGCCUUGUUCGACUCUGCGACAGCGGAUCAGAAGCGGAAAAGGAACCAGCGCAAAGAUGGGGGCGUGAUUGAACAGAUGAAGCUGACUUCUGAAGCUGUGAUGGCCACCGAGACGGUCUGGGGUUUGAAUGGAGACAUUUAUAAAGUGCGGGACAUUUACGCCAGUCCGUCUAUCGACGGAAGCCCUCCAAACAGCCCUGUCCGCAAGAGAAAGUACCGGCCACGAAACACUCCGACGAUAACUGGUACUUUGGAAUCGUUGGGGGUGGGAGAUGGGAUUGACGGCCGUCCGAAAAGGAAACGUGCUGGCAGAACAACGGCGGGCGAGGCGACAAACAGCCUUCAGACGAGGGGUGUCGGCAAGACUGGUGAGAAGGGAGGCAAAAAGAAGAAGGCCGAAGGACUGGAUACGAUCUGCGGAGCAGAAGUUCAUGGCUUGCCCAUGGUCGAUGCCACGGACAGGGCUACCUUCAACGUGUUUUACGAGGGGUCGGGGAACAACCAAGGUCAGCACAAUCGACCAGCUCUGCAGCAACUGGACCCAAAUAUGAGCCUAGCCGAAUCGGGCUCGUUAUUCAAAAAUGCACAGUCGAGUCGUUUCUUUGACAGCGAAGCAGAGUCGGCACAACUGGGGUUCCGUUCGCAAGCAGCGUCAUUUGGCAGCGGACUUCAUGGUAUGGGAAACAGCCCCAUGACGUCACUGAAUGCACACAGCGGAGGGAUGUAUGCGACAUUUGACAGCCAGCUGUUCGCUGGGGGCAACGGGGACGAGGGAUCGACAGGGCCGUUUCAUGGGGCUCAUGGGCGGCGACUGGGCUUCGCAUUCGGGUUGGAUGCGAAUGCUAACCCGUUUGGAUUCGUGGAGCAGCGCGACGCUUCUCUGCGGGAGCCAUCGUUUUCCGAACAGGCCUUCCGCAACUCGGCGGCGCUGUUUGACGUGUGA
Molecule: messenger RNA, 1635 nt
Organism: Grosmannia clavigera kw1407
Lineage: Eukaryota; Fungi; Ascomycota; Sordariomycetes; Ophiostomatales; Ophiostomataceae
Exons: 3
Coding region: 1-1635 (544 amino acids)
Source: RefSeq, a predicted model, not a curated record